This is a messenger RNA of Trichobilharzia regenti, 610 nucleotides long. NCBI's taxonomy places the organism in Eukaryota, Metazoa, Platyhelminthes, Trematoda, Strigeidida, Schistosomatidae. The record is from the annotation of a GenBank genome assembly.
GUAAUGUUCACUAAUUUGUGGACAUAUCUGACGGGACCAAAAGUAUUAAAUUGAAUCCAGACAUGCCGCUACUUUCUGAUACAUGACUCAUGUAUUCGAAGAAAAGUUGAGUAAGAUACACAAAUGAAGAACUCCUAGAUAGUCCAUGAAUUCCCUACCCAAGCAGUAUUAUUCUUUCAGUCAGUGCUAGGAUGCAUCCAUCCACAACAGUUCUACCAUCUACACUAUAUUGUCGCCUACCUUUCAAAUAUUUCUGCGAAAUGUCUAGUUUGACGUCAAACGUUUGUGCCACAGUAUGUAUUGUGUUUCUAAGUGGUGUCUUUUUCAGAUAAGAAAGCAUAUACCAUUAAUUAAAUUCCGGAGUCAGCUGAAAAAUGCCAUAGGAAAAUCAGUUGAUACCAAUGUUCAUGCAAGUACAUCAACAUUUGUUGUGAAAUCCUCUGUACCACGUGAGGCGGCUGUAGAACUGUCUGCAAUUAAUCCGAAGUUCAGAAGGAAAAUGAUGACAGAGGAAGAGGUAGCAUUCUAUGAGAGAGGAUUUUUCUGUGAUUGAUUUAGUGUUUCAUUGUAGUUAGUUUGUAAUUUUAGACAAUAAAGUUUCGAGUUCUAG